Molecule: messenger RNA, 1497 nt
Organism: Scaptodrosophila lebanonensis
Lineage: Eukaryota; Metazoa; Arthropoda; Insecta; Diptera; Drosophilidae
Gene: Ptpa
Product: serine/threonine-protein phosphatase 2A activator
Exons: 4
Coding region: 166-1404 (412 amino acids)
Biological process (GO): mitotic spindle organization
Cellular component (GO): protein phosphatase type 2A complex; cytoplasm; nucleus
Molecular function (GO): peptidyl-prolyl cis-trans isomerase activity; protein tyrosine phosphatase activator activity
Source: RefSeq, a predicted model, not a curated record
GCUAUUUUGAUUUGGCUUGAUUUUGUUUAUCCAGCCAUUACUUGUCCGCGAAAGUUGGCAGCCCUGCAUUAUUGCAUCAAUACCAUUUUCCUAUUUCGGAGCUGCGUUGCAAAAUUGGGCAAAACAAAGUAAAUAAACAGCAAUUUGUUAUACAUAAGGACAAGCAUGGCAGAUGCCAAUGCAGCCGUUGCAGCAGCAGGCAAAACGCCGGCAAUUGACAAACGAGUACACAACAUUGGCGAUUUAGCGCUUUGGCAGCGCUCCCGUGCCUACUAUGACCUCAUUGGUUUUAUCAACGGCACCAGCACAGCCAUUCAGGGCAUUAAGACUACCGAUGAGAUGCACGAGUCUGAGGUGCUGCGCAAACUGCUGCAGAUAUUCGAUGUUCUGGAACAGCUGGUGGAGCGGAAUCCGCCGCUGGAGCAGCCUCAGAGAUUUGGCAACAAGGCGUAUCGGGACUGGGCGCGUCAGAUGCGCGAUGAUAUCCCACAGAAGCUGGCCCAAGCGCUGCCCACGCAGAAGCACAAAUACCUGAACGAACUGCAGCAAUAUCUGAUGGAGGCUUUUGGCAAUGCGACGAGAAUUGAUUACGGCACUGGACAUGAGCUGUCCUUUCUGUUCUUCAUGUGUGCACUCUUCAAGGCAGAGGUACUGUUGGAGCAGGACAUUGUAAGUGCCGCGUUGCGUUUGUUCAAUCGCUAUUUGGAAUUUGUGCGUCAGUUGCAACGUGCUUACAAUAUGGAACCUGCUGGAAGCCAGGGCGUGUGGUCGCUGGACGACUAUCAGUUCGUGCCCUUUAUCUGGGGCAGUGCACAGUUAGCGGUGAAGAGUCCCUUCGAUCCGGCCAAGUUUGUGGAUGAACAAGUCAUCAAUGACUAUAAAAAUCAUUUCAUGUUCAUCGGCUGCAUCGAUUACAUUUGUAAAGUGAAGACCGGCCACUUCGGUGAGCACUCGAAUCAGCUUUGGAGCAUAACAGCUGUGCCCUCAUGGGUUAAGAUCAAUGCGGGUCUGGUUAAAAUGUACCAAAAAGAGAUUCUCUCCAAGUUUCCUGUCAUACAGCACGUUUACUUUGGGGAAUUGAUGUCCUUCGAUACAGUGGCCUCGGGUACACCCCUAAGCAGUGCACGUCUCGGUUAUGUGGCGCCUCCACCCUCGAAGCGCAUUUGCAUAGGCACACCUGCUCCGCCGGCGCCUGUUGCUGCGCCACCACCGCCCGCUGAGGCGCUACAGAACGAUUUGAAUGUGGGGGACUCGAGCAGUGAGAGCAGCGAUAAUAGCGUUGUGUUGCGUCCACGCACAGGCUCGCCAGCCUCACUGGUAGCCACCGAAGGCUCAAGCAUGUGCAGCGACAAACCUGCGAGUCAAGAUGAAGUGGGCGAUGCUAGCAAACAGCCGGCGGACUAGCUGGUUUUUCCCUCCCUGCUGUUGAUUCUCGCAUCUUUUUUUAACGCGUUAUGUUGACAAAGAGUUCUAAAUUAUAUGUAUAUUUAACUAACA